Molecule: messenger RNA, 2421 nt
Organism: Engraulis encrasicolus (European anchovy)
Lineage: Eukaryota; Metazoa; Chordata; Actinopteri; Clupeiformes; Engraulidae
Product: sodium- and chloride-dependent GABA transporter ine-like
Exons: 14
Coding region: 323-2002 (559 amino acids)
Biological process (GO): sodium ion transmembrane transport
Cellular component (GO): plasma membrane
Source: RefSeq, a predicted model, not a curated record
UAGGUUUCCUGCCUCUUCCGUUGCAUGGUGGGUGUUGUUCUACUGGUUGUCGUUGAAAGACGAGCCCACUCCUACAUCAGCACCCCAAAUUCCAAAGACAGGCGUGCGUAAGGACCCUUCCUUGGAUUGUGGCCAGCCCAGCCCUCUCCCCACCCCGUUAAGUUGGAUCCCCCUCUGGGUCUUCGACACACUCUGAUACCUCGGCUUCUUUUCCCCCCGAUUAAUUUAUCAGACGGGGAUAUUUUGAGAAAGAAUCGUUUCUGCGGUCCGACUGGUGCGUGACACAGCAGGACCCUAGAGUUUGGUGACACCCCCUGAUGCUAUGGACCAGCAGAGAGACAGCUGGGAGCGCCCCAGCCACUUUAUUCUCACUGCCCUCGGCUAUGCAGUGGACACUGGGAGCUUUUCUAUUUUUUUUUUUAGGUGGCACAUUGGCGGCGGAGUUGCAUACUUCAUCCCAUACCUAAUCACCAUGGUUCUGUUCACCCUGCCGAUGGUGUACCUGGAGCUUUCCAUUGGCCAGCUGACCCAGAGAGGGCCUGUGAAGGCCUUCACCCAGCUCUGCCCCCUGUUCAAAGGAGUCGGGAUGUGCAUGGUGGUGAUGUCCUUCGUCCUCAUUGGCUACUUCAACGUCCUGAUGAGCUGGAUCCUGUUCUACCUCUUCAGCUCCUUCACUUCCAGUCUGCCCUACCUGACCAGCGACAACGCCUGGAACACGCCAGAGGCCAUCGGAAGCCUCUUGAACGACGUGGACAACUACACCAGCUUCUUUAACGACAGCACCGGUAUAUGGGAGGCGCCGAGGGCUACAGAGGAGUUCUUCCGUGUCCGGGUUCUUGGGAUUUCAGAUGGACUUGGACAAAUGGGCAGUGUACGCUGGGAACUACUUGGAUGUCUCGUGCUUACUUUAAUCAUCGAAUACCUUUGUAUCUUCCGAGGCGUGAAGCUUACCGGUAAGGUGGCGUAUGUGACUACACUGCUCCCCUAUGCUGUCCUCUUCAUUCUCCUAGUGGCAACCCUGAGACUGCCAGGCAUUGGAUACUGUCUCGCCAACGCCUUCAGACCUUCUUGGUACCGACUGAGUGAUAUUAAUGUGUGGACAGGUGCCUUUUCAGGGGCUUCGUACUCUUUUGGCGUGGGGACGGGGGUCAUGAUCUCCCUGGGUAGCUACCACAAGCACAACUACAACAACAUUUGCAGGGACUCUGUGAUCAUCACCGUGGCUCACUUUGCCUCUGUCCUCUUGGCUGCUAUCGUGGUGUUUUGCGGCAUCGGUCACCUCGGCUAUUAUCUCAAUAUUGACUACAACGACUUGCUUGUUGCAGGUCCAGACCUGCUGUUUAAAAUGUAUCCUGAGAUCUUGGCGGCCAUGCCUGUUCCUCCGCUAUGGGCUGUCCUGUUCUUCAUCAUGCUGCUCUGCCUGGGACUGGGCAGCCAGUUUUGCCACUUGGAGGUGGUGGGUUCGAGUGUGUUGGAGACUCUGGGCCCAAAGCUGCCUCCAGGCCUGAGGAGGAAGGAGAUUCUGCUCGUGCCCGUUUGCAUAGCCAGCUUCCUGGUGGGCCUUCCCUGUGUCUUCCAGGGUGGAAUGUAUGUGUUUACUCUAAUGGACUUCUACGCUUCGAUACCUGCAGCCAUGCUGCCUUUGUUGGAGAUUGUUGGCGUUUGCUGGAUGUUAGGUCCAACAAGAUUGUUUGACAUGUUCAGCAAGUCUCUGGGGAAAGGACCAAACAUAUUCUUCAAGGUGUGCUGGAUGGGUAUCACCCCCUUGAUUGUUGUGAUAUCAUUGGUGGUAACUUUGGCGUUUCACACCCCGUACUUUGGUACAGGAGAAUAUCCCUACUGGAGCAGGGCCGUGGGCUUGCUGCUCAUUGUGCUCAUGCUUAUGUGGGUCCCCAUCGCGUAUAUGCACGAACUCUGUUCCCCAUCACAUCCCCACGUCCCCAUACAUAGUGCAACGCCAGCUGAAGGUGAAAACCGAGUGGAGAUGGAGGAGGUCAAAUAACGACGCCAGGGGCCGCAUGGCAGCCGGAGCUGAUCAUUCGAAUCGUUCACCUGGGGACAGGGCUCAAGUGAGACCAAAAAAAAACAGCCCCAGCAUUUUUGACAUAGACCAGCUCCUCACACAGACACCCGUGCCAAAUGCCACAAAUACCUUAAUUAUUUUGGGCUCUGUCCAAAAUAUCCACAUAUGUACCUGUAUAACCAAGACCUCUGACAACUAUCAACUGACACACAAGAUAUUUAGGAUGGACAGAUUUAUUUUUUUUACAUAAUCACACAUUAACUUUUUGUAAGUGGCUGUGGAGAACGUAUAGGCCCACUAAGUAGCAGUAGAAGUAAUUCAACAGGUCACUAUUCAACACUAUUGCUUAGUUGGGUGUCCAAAAAAAGAAUACACAUCUUAAAUCAUUGAAAAGUAGG